Molecule: messenger RNA, 615 nt
Organism: Merops nubicus (carmine bee-eater)
Lineage: Eukaryota; Metazoa; Chordata; Aves; Coraciiformes; Meropidae
Product: zinc finger MYND domain-containing protein 10-like
Exons: 5
Biological process (GO): outer dynein arm assembly; inner dynein arm assembly; motile cilium assembly
Cellular component (GO): cytoplasm; centriolar satellite
Source: RefSeq, a predicted model, not a curated record
GCAAGCUCAAGAAGUUUGAGAAUGGCACAUGGCAUGUCGUCCCCACUGAAGACCACGUGAAGAUGACCAAACUGGAUGGGCAAGUGUGGCUUGCCCUCCUCAACCUCCUGCUCAGCCCUGAAUGCCAGCGCAAAUACCACUUUGAUGGCUUCAACAAGUGUCAGCUCCUUAAGCUCCGUGCGUUCCUGACAGAUGUCCUUGUCGACCAGCUGCCCAACCUGGUGGAGAUGCAGAGAUUUCUGAGCCACCUCGCGGUGACAGAGCCAGCUCCCCCUAAAAAGGAUCUCAUCCUGGAGCAGGUUCCCGUCAUCCGGGACCACAUCCUUAAGAAAAACACGGGGAAAUGGGAGGCCAUUGCCAAGCAGCAGGUGAAAGGUGUCUUUAGCCCCACCGAGGAAGAGCUGAAGCUCCAGGCAUGCAGGUGGUCACGGAUCUACAGCCUGGACAUGAUGGAGGCUCUGGCCCCCGAGAGGCCCUGCUGCAGGGUGUGUGGGGCAGAGGCGGCCAAGCGGUGCUCGCGCUGCCGCAACGAGUGGUACUGCACGCGGGCGUGCCAGGUCCAGCACUGGCAGAAGCACAAGGCUGCCUGUGACCUGAUGGCCGGGGCACCAAGAA